Molecule: messenger RNA, 1314 nt
Organism: Phycomyces blakesleeanus NRRL 1555(-)
Lineage: Eukaryota; Fungi; Mucoromycota; Mucoromycetes; Mucorales; Phycomycetaceae
Exons: 2
Biological process (GO): L-arginine biosynthetic process
Cellular component (GO): cytoplasm; mitochondrial matrix
Molecular function (GO): L-glutamate N-acetyltransferase activity, acting on acetyl-CoA as donor; N-acetyl-gamma-glutamyl-phosphate reductase (NADP+) activity; arginine binding
Source: RefSeq, a predicted model, not a curated record
GAGACUAUUGUCAAGCUACUUUACAACAUUGGUUCACGAAAAGAGGUUGAGCAGUAUCUCCGUCACUUUUCCUCUGUAGAAUCCCAAAAGUUUGCUGUGAUCAAGGUUGGAGGUGCUGUAUUGACAGAGGAGCUCGAAACUCUGGCUUCAGCACUGACAUUCCUCAACCGAGUUGGCCUUUCUCCUAUUGUUCUCCACGGGGCUGGCCCUCAAAUGAACGACUUGCUCGAAAAGGCCGGGGUUGAACCACAAUAUGAAGGAGGAAUUCGUAUCACUGAUGCCAACACACUCGAAAUUGCCCGCAAGGUAUUCAUGGCCGAGAAUCUCAAGCUGGUUGAUGCACUCGAGAGACUCGGUACACGCGCACGCCCUAUCCCAAGUGGCGUAUUUAUGGCCGAUUAUCUGGACAAGAGCACAUAUGGAUAUGUUGGCAAGAUUACUGGAGUAAACAAAGAACCCAUCGAGUCUGCUAUCCGUGCAGGUGCUUUACCAAUCCUGACUUCACUUGCUGAAACUCCAGAUGGCCAGUUUCUUAACGUGAAUGCAGACGUAGCCGCAGCCGAGUUGGCCACCGUAAUUGAACCACUCAAGAUCGUCUUUUUGAACGAAAAGAAUGGAUUGUAUCAUGGUGUAACCGGAGAAAAGCUAGACGUGAUCAACUUAGACGAGGAAUACGAGGAUUUACUUAAAGAACCUUGGGUGCGUUAUGGUACAAAGCUCAAGUUGACACAAUGCAAAGAGCUUCUUGAAAAUCUCCCUCGAUCAUCUUCUGUUGCCAUAUUGUCAGCCAGCAAUCUGCACAAAGAACUCUUCACUGACUCUGGUGCAGGAACCCUGAUUCGCCGAGGCCACAAGCUCUUCAAAUACGACAGCCUCAAACAAGUAGACCCUGAUAAACUUCGUCGCAUUAUGGAAGCAGAAGAUUUGACCAUCAAACGCCAUGAACAAUCUGUGGCAAGUUAUCUCCAAUCUCUGCAACAGCGUCAGAAGGUGACGAUAUACACCGAUGAGCCCGGACAGGUACUUGCAAUCAUCGGUCAAGACCUCAAUGACCCUUCCAAACCUGCAGUUCUCGAGAAAUUCCUGGCCAGUAAGACUGCAGUACUCAAUAAUGUUACAGACAACCUUUGGUCGGCCAUUCAAAAAGACCACCCAAAAUUGACAUGGAAGGUCAAUGCGUCUGAAUUUGCAAAUGGCAUGGACCGUUCAUGGCAUUUUGAACGUUCAGACGGAUCCUUGCGUACUCCUCAAGACGAUAGUACAACAUUCUUUUAUGGCAUCAAUGACCCUGCUCAAGUAAAGACCUUGUUUGAU